This is a messenger RNA of Penicillium taxi, 978 nucleotides long. RefSeq names its product OST3/OST6 family protein. Lineage: Eukaryota; Fungi; Ascomycota; Eurotiomycetes; Eurotiales; Aspergillaceae. The record is from RefSeq and is a predicted model, not a curated record. Gene Ontology annotation, cellular component: oligosaccharyltransferase complex. Bases 1 to 978 code for a protein of 325 amino acids. The transcript has 4 exons.
AUGAAGUCCUGGAAUACCCUUUUUCUUUUGUUCUCAUUUAUCUCAGGCAUUCUCGCCGCGAAGCCUGCGACCGAUAAGUUUGAGAAAUACUCUCUUUCCCGGUCAGGGCCUAUCGAUCUGGACAAUGCCUCAUUUGAUGACUUGACGACAGCACCUCGGGAUUACUAUGCCGUGGUUAUUCUUACUGCAAUGGAUGCUCGUUAUGGCUGUCAGAUGUGCCGCGAAUUUGACUCGGAGUGGAAUUUGAUCUCUCGGAGCUGGAAUAAAGGUACCAAACCCGAUGGACUUAAAGUGGCUUUUGGUACGCUGGAUUUCGACAGGGGCAAGACAGUCUUUCAAAAGCUCAUGCUCCAAACUGCACCCGUUCUCCUGCUGUUCCCUCCAACUGUCGGACCUUUCGCUAAGAUGGAAACGGACCCUGUGAGAUUUGAUUUCACCGGUCCAAUGUCUGCCGACCAACUGUAUUCGUGGAUCAAUCGUCAUUUGCCUGAUGGCCCCAAGCCUCCACUGGUUCGACCUGUCAACUAUAUGCGCAUCAUAUCUGCCAUCACGAUCUUGAUGGGUGCUGUGACUCUAUUUACAGUUUUGUCUCCUUAUAUCCUACCUGUUAUUCAGAACCGAAACUUGUGGGCGGCUAUUAGUCUGAUUGCCAUUCUCCUCUUCACCAGUGGGCAAAUGUUCAAUCAUAUUCGAAAGGUUCCCUAUGUUGCCGGUGAUGGCCACGGUGGUAUCAGUUAUUUCGCCGGUGGAUUCCAGAAUCAAUUUGGUAUGGAAACUCAGAUCGUGGCUGCCAUGUAUGCUGUCCUAUCUUUUGCAACCAUUGCACUUGCAUUGAAAGUUCCCCGGAUGGAAGAUAUCAAGGGACAGCAGUUAGCGGUGCUGAUCUGGGGAGGUAUUCUGUUCGGAACUUAUAGUCUCCUGCUCAGUGUUUUCAAGACAAAGAAUGGGGGAUACCCUUUCUAUCUUCCCCCCUUCUAA